AUGCGUGCUGUCACUGAGGAAGAAAAGUGUGCAGCCGGUGUCGGUGCGGUGGAAAUUCCCGUGCACAACAAGGAGAACAUUCCGCAUGAACGGAUAUUCCCCGACAGUGCUGCCCACACCGAAGACAAUUUCGUGGAGGAGACCAUUACGCGGCCAGCUUUGCCUGUUGUGUCUACCUUGCCAAACCCCCCUUCCUAUUCGGACAAAAAUGCUCUGGUCUUCGAACCCUCCGUUUCCACUGAAGCUACCAUGCGACCCAUGUAA
Molecule: messenger RNA, 264 nt
Organism: Dibothriocephalus latus
Lineage: Eukaryota; Metazoa; Platyhelminthes; Cestoda; Diphyllobothriidea; Diphyllobothriidae
Source: the annotation of a GenBank genome assembly